Molecule: messenger RNA, 2402 nt
Organism: Rhodamnia argentea
Lineage: Eukaryota; Viridiplantae; Streptophyta; Magnoliopsida; Myrtales; Myrtaceae
Exons: 3
Coding region: 560-1972 (470 amino acids)
Source: RefSeq, a predicted model, not a curated record
UGUCAGUCCCACCCCACAUGUUCUUUCCUCUCCCUGUCUUUUAAGCUUUAACUCUCUCUCUCUCUCUUCCGCAAGAAGAAGAAGAAGAAGAAGAAGAAGAAGACGAAGCGUCUAAAUAAGCUACACCCCAAAAAGUAUUUCGGUAAUGAUGGGAGGAGGAGAGAUGAGACGCACGUAAAGAAGUAGACGAAGAAGAAGAGGGGGGGGGGCGGCCUUGGUUGAGCAUGAUUAAAGUUUACAUCUUUUCUAGAGAGAGAGAGAGAGAGUGAGUAAGAGAGAGAGAAACUACGACCCCAUCGUCAGAUUCUUGCACAGUGAGGUGAGAGAGGGCUUUUGUCUCGCGGCUAUGCAUUCCAAAAAGAAAACCGCCAAGACCCAAUAAGAAGAAGAACCACCAUCAUUCCCAUUUCGCUCUCCACCUCAAACUCGACACCAUCAUUCUCUCUCUUCUUUUGCUUUUCCUCACUCUCUCUGCCAGCUGCUACUUCUCGCUGAAGCUCGCUCUGUUUCUCUCUGUCUCUGCGCGCGCGUGUGGACGCUCGGUGGCAGAUUUCGUGAUAUGGAGAAGAAGCAGGGGUUCUUCUCGGCUCUCAAGGACGAGGUGGUGCGCGGCCUCUCCCCGUCGCGGUCCCGGCCCCGCUCCAGGGCCAAGAGCCCCCGCAGGAGCGCGUCACCCAUGGCCGGCCUCUUUAGGAGGAGGAAGGGGGGACAAGUGGCGCCGCCCGAGCUGCUGAUGUCGAGAUCCGGCACCUUGGUGAGGCCCGUCGAGGCUCUCUCCCCGUUGAUGGAAGGCCCCGAUCAGGACGGCGCGGAAUGCGGGGAUUCCAGGCGGGGCCACUGGAUGCGAGCGCCAUCCGUCUCUUCUUCCUCCUCCUCCGCCGCCGCCGCAGCUAGCAAGCAGUCGGAUCUGAGGCUUCUGCUCGGCGUGCUUGGCGCGCCGCUCGCUCCCGUGCACGUGGCCGCCUCCGAUCCCCUCCCUCACCUCAGUAUCAAGAACAUCCCCAUUGAAUCCUCGUCCGCGCAGUACAUACUGCAGCAGUACAUGGCAGCGUCUGGAGGACAGAAGCUCCAGAACUUCAUUAACAACGCGUACGCCAUGGGAAAGGUCCGGAUGAUAGCCUCCGAAUUCGAGACGCCGAACAAAGUCAUCAAGAACAAGAAUUCCUCCAAGGCCGCCGAGUCGGGUGGCUUCGUCCUCUGGCAGAUGAAUCCUGACAUGUGGUAUGUCGAGCUGGCGCUUGGAGGCAGCAAAGUUCACGCUGGCUGCAAUGGGAAGAUUGUAUGGAGGCACACGCCCUGGCUCGGCGCGCAUGCAGCGAAGGGACCCGUUAGGCCUCUCCGUCGGGCACUCCAGGGUCUUGAUCCAAGAACCACGGCAAGCAUGUUUACGAAUGCUCGGUGUAUCGGGGAGAAGAAGGUCAACUUAGAGGAUUGUUUCAUUCUUAAGCUUUGCGCAGACCCUGUUACCCUGAAGGCCAGGAGCGAAGGACCAGCUGAAAUCAUACGGCACGUCCUGUUUGGGUACUUCAGCCAGAAAACAGGGCUCCUCAUUCACUUGGAAGACUCGCAUUUGACCCGGAUCCAGAAUAACGGAGGUGAUGCUGUGUAUUGGGAGACCACAAUCAACUCCUUCCUUGAUGAUUAUAGGCCUGUGGAGGGAAUCAUGAUCGCACAUUCGGGGCGGUCAGUAGUGACCCUUUUCAGGUUCGGAGAAACUGCAAUGAGCCAUACCAAGACCAGGAUGGAGGAAGCAUGGACCAUCGAGGAAGUGGCCUUCAAUGUACCUGGACUGUCGUUGGAUUGCUUCAUCCCUCCCGCGGAAAUCAGAUUAUCCUCGAUCAGUGAAGCCUGUGAACUCCCUCAUGGUCAGAGAGCAAGGAAUGUGGCUGCUAAUCUAAGUAGUAGUGUACAUCGCGCCAGAGUUGCUUCACUAGACAGAUCUCAUGGUAGUGUGACCCGCAAUUACAUUUAGACGGAUGCUCGUAAAACAGAAAGACACCGCCAAUCUUUUCCCUGUGUAAUAGUGUGGAGUAGCUACCAACCACCAUUAGAAGGUAGUCUGAAUGUCAGCACUUGAUCAAACAUCCAAACUGUAAAUACGGCGCGACAGGUCGCGGGAGGUGCCAGACUGCGAGGAAGCAGGAUUUUGAUGGAUCAAUAUGCUGGUGGAGUUUUCUUUUUCCCUUUCCCUUAUAGAACAAGAUCAGCUCGUUUGUUCAAAUAUUAAAUCAGGUUAUCCUGGAAUCACAUUCGAAGUGUGGUUCUUGGGGAAGUUGCUCAUUGAGCGCAAGCCAAUCGAUAUACUCAAAGAUUAUCAGAACGAUAUGUAAAAGCUCGUGCAACUUCAACAAUUUGCAUAGUCGAAAUUUUCCUAAAUUCCUCGCUGAGUUUAUCUUUUUGUG